AUGCGCUACCUCCAAAACAUUGUCCUUUUGAUCGGUUUCCUGGGAGCAGCUCCUGCCGUUCUUGCAGUUGCGCCAUCCACUGAGAGUUCUGGAGUUGAGAUUGCUCAGCCCAAUGCGGCCGAUGCACAGCCACCACAAGCCAUCCAGCCUCAGGAUGUAGAGGAUGAGAAUGACGAGGAAGAGGAUGAUUUGACGGGCAAUGAUGGCGCCGCCGUGUUGGCUCAGCUUGAGUCCCGAGCUCGUGUUAAGUGCUUGACUAGAGGCCGACCUGGCAAGAACUGCUAUCACUCACAAUGCCCUGGAAAUAAACAGUGCAAGGUCAACACGCGAGGAAACUGUGUAUUCGAGCUUUCUCAGAAGAAGAGGCCCUUUGGUUGCAGCCAAUGUCUUUGCUACCGCUCGAGCUUGUGA
Messenger RNA from Fusarium graminearum PH-1, 411 nucleotides. RefSeq lists its product as uncharacterized. The record is from RefSeq and is a predicted model, not a curated record. The transcript is spliced from 2 exons. NCBI's taxonomy places the organism in Eukaryota, Fungi, Ascomycota, Sordariomycetes, Hypocreales, Nectriaceae. Bases 1 to 411 code for a protein of 136 amino acids.